UUUCUCCAGAAAUUCUAUAAAUUUACCGAGGUACAGACACAAGAUGGGUACUUGAUACACAUAGUGAAUGAAGGAACGCACUGCAGAAGUUUAACACCUUUUCAUUAGGGUGUCCCUCCUAUCCGACGCUUCCAUCCAGAGUUGUGACCUCAUUGGAUGCCGCUCCUCAUGACGUCAGACGCAGAGCUCGCAGAAGCACACGCCAGCUUGGGAUGCAGACUUCGUCUCCGAAGUGUCGCGACUGCUGUGCUGCAGGUAGUCUCGGAAUCGGAAAAAAAACUAAAACGCCUCGGCGUGUCAGAUCUCGGAAUUCUGCUAUUGAGAAAUGAUUUUAGUUAUAACAUGCAUUUGAUAGAAUACAGCACUGCUUUGAUUUAAUGUGGACUAAUUGUGGUGACUGAAAUAUCUUCAUUAGUGACAUUUUCCUUUUGCACAUAGACAUUCAUUAAUGCUAUCAUAUAGUGCAGAUACGGUUCAGAUGGAUUACCACUUUUGUGAUUCACCGUACACGAAACUAAAUGCUUCAAAAACAACAGGUUUCGGCUGAUCGUCAUUAAUUAAGCCACAUAACUGUCUCAUAUAUGUUACUUUCAUCGCGGAGCAAAAUAGCAGUGCAUUCAUGAUAUGUGCAAAUCGGACUAAAUGAAAUCCAGUGUUAUUGAAUUUACAUACACUGUAGAAGUUAGAAAACAACUUGUGCUGUACAAACAGAUUUGUUUGUGUAAUUUCUUCAGGUAGGGAAAAAUGGAGAGCUUUUUAACUCUGCAUAUUCUUCUUGUGCUUCUGUCUGUAGUUUCGGUAUUGUGCCAGCAAGAACGUUGUGAAGAAAUCACCAUUCCAAUGUGCCGUGGCAUCGGUUACAAUUACACUUCUAUGCCAAAUAAAUUUCAUCAUGAUACUCAGGACGAAGCAGGCUUAGAAGUUCACCAGUUUUGGCCACUAGUCGAGAUACAUUGCUCGGACGAUCUUCUUUUCUUCUUGUGUUCCUUGUAUGUCCCAAUUUGCAUCGAGGAUUACCAGGGCCAGUUGCCUGCAUGCUCUUCGGUAUGCGAUCGUGCUAGAGCAGGUUGUGCUCCUAUCAUGCACAAGUACGGAUUUGUUUGGCCGGAGAGAAUGAACUGCGAUGACUUUCCUCGUUACGGCGAUCAAGAGCAUUUGUGCAUGGACGCAAAAGAAGGUGCAGGUCCAGAGAAUGGAGAGUACAGCAGCAAACAAGAAACAAAACCAGUGCGUAGGCCUCCUUCAUAUAGGGGUCGCAAUUCGAAGUCAAGAGAUAGGCAUGAUUCUGUAUCUCCUGGAGGAAACGUUGGUCUUCCGCCGGGUGAAACUGUACCCGCGGGGGUUGACUCGGAGUGCAGUUGCGAGUGCCGUUUUCCUAUGGUGCCACUAGUGGAUGCAACUGACCGGAGAUUGUAUAAUAAUGUAGCGACAGGUGGAGUACCGCACUGCGCUAGGCCCUGCCGUGGUACGUUCUUUAGCAAAGAUGAACAGACUUUCGCCGCUUUCUGGAUUGGACUUUGGGCCAUCUUUUGCUGCGUUUCAGCUAGCAUGACAGUCUUAACUUUCCUUAUAGAUCCUACCCGAUUCCGUUAUCCCGAACGUCCUAUCAUUUUCCUGUCCGGUUGCUACCUCAUGGUGUCCGUGGGUUACCUGGUAAGGCUGGGUCUCGGCCACGAGGCAGUGGCUUGUGACGGGCCUAUAGUCCGGUAUCACACGACAGGCCGCCCGCCAGCUUGUACCAUUGUCUUCCUAUUAAUUUAUUUUUUCGGAAUGGCCAGUUCCCUCUGGUGGGUGAUACUGACAUUAACCUGGCUGCUGGCAGCAGGACUGAAGUGGGGAAAUGAGGCUAUUGCUGGAUAUUCGCAGUAUUUUCACCUUGCAGCUUGGUUGGUGCCAACAGGUAAAUCUAUUGCUGUUUUGGCCAUGGGGGCGGUUGAUGGCGACCCAGUAGCGGGUGUAUGCUCCGUUGGAAACCAGAACGUCGACUAUUUGAGAUGGUUUGUAAUUAUGCCUCUCUGCGCCUACUUGCUCUUGGGUACCUCUUUCCUCCUCGCAGGCUUCGUCUCACUGUUUCGUAUCCGCAAUGUGAUCCGACAGCAAGCACGGGCCAAAGCGGACAAACUGGAGAAGCUGAUGAUCCGAAUCGGUGUCUUCUCCGUCCUGUAUACGGUACCAGCUACCAUUGUGAUCGGCUGCCACUUUUACGAGCAGCAUUUCCGAGAAAGAUGGGACCAUCGCCAUAAUUGUCCCUGUGAAUCGGACACAGCACGACCAGACUAUUCGGUUUUCAUGCUCAAAUAUUUCAUGUGUUUAGUAGUAGGUAUAACUUCUGGGUUCUGGAUAACAUCAGUGAAAACCCUGGAAUCCUGGAGGCAACGACUGUGCCGACGACGUGGACAGCGUGGUGGCCCCGGCUCUACGUCACAAAGAACGGGGACGCCGGGAGGUGCCGAUGCCCUGUAUGGGCCUAGAACGUUUAAACCUCUCAGUCCAGCCAGCCAUGUGGGGCACGUGCCCUCCAGUUGCAAACAGGUGCCCUUGUCGCACGUGUGACUGACGUUUUACUCACCGAUACAUGAUGUUCUCUUCGAACUGCGACUGUGGGAGGUAAAGCUUUAGUUCCCUAUGUCUUAUGAAGACAGUCUAUCGAUUCUUGUGUAUCUUUUGAAUCUAUGUUUUAGCAUUUGUAGUUCUUUUUAUGUACAUAUAUACAUACAUACAUAUAUAUAUGUUUAUAUAUAAAAGGGAGUAACAAGUGGUAUUAGAAGAUUUUAUAGAAGCCUGAAAGUUUUUUUUUUUCUUUCUUUUUAGUUUUUAUGUACAUUAUUUGUAGCUAUGGUUGCGUUUCAAUAUGUUUAUUAAUUCUUUAUAUAUUUGACUUAAAAAUUUCUUUAUUUCUAUUUUGAUUAAGUGCAAUUUUGACCUUUUCUUUAUCCCUCCUCUCCUUAAUAGCUUGCAAGCAAGUGUUCCUGAAAAGUCGCUUGCUAUCGAAAUAAGAAUUUUUGUAAACUUUGAUAUCGUUACCAUCUUUAAACACAAGCUUUUUUAGCUGACCUGUUAUCAGUUAGUAUGCAAUAGAUUCCAAUUCACGCAAUCAUAAUCUUAAACUUCUUUUUGUUUGCAUAUAAUAUGUUCUUGCAUGGAGUAAAUAUUACUCAUUAGUCAAAACAAUUUCAAUGUUCUGCUGGGGCAUUUUCCUUUUCCAAGUUUAAUAUUAAGCUAGGCUUUUAAUUAUUAAGCUAAAAAUCCGAAAAUUCAGACAAACUUUUUUUCUUCUUUUUUAUUUCUAAUUUUACACUAUACUUAUUACUAUUACUACUUACACUAUAUUUAUAAUUACUACAUAAAAAAAAAAAAAAAAAAAAAAUCUUGUAGCAGCUUUAUACAUCGUAAUGAGUAGAUUUCAUGAAAUUGUUUUAGAGAUAAAUUGCUUUUAAUUCUCCUGAAAAGAGUUUAUUUAACACUUAUUAAAAUAUUAUGAAUUUCACAUAACGUUAAUCCUAAUUUUUCAUGUAGCAUUUUAAGGAUUUUUCACAGAAUUCUUUAAAAUAUUCUUUUCUGGUUUUAAACAUUGCGUAAUUUAUUCUUUUAUCUUUCGAAGCAGUUUAUAGAUGUAUUUCAGCUUUUAUGAAAUUAGAAAAACAAUUCUGUACCUAUCAAGGAAUGAAAAGAAGAAAAAAAAAAAGUUUAUUCUUAAAGCUGGAGUGUAAGCAUAUGUUUCGAGGGCACCGCAAUGGAUUUUUAUCUGAACGGUUAUUAACCAAUUAACUGCCAUGAUCCCCAUAUGGGGAUUUGACUUACUAGCGGAAAUUUGGUAACUUUAAUUAGUUUGGCAACAAUGGUUACUUUUUUCCAUUGUUGUUUAAAGCUUUCUCUAGCUUUUGCAUGAGUUGUUGAGUAAUAGUUGUUAAAUUAGUGAACUGGAGAGUAUUAUUGAGAAGAAGUGAAAUUUUUGUGAGUUUUAAGAUUUCAACAUUUUCAAAACUCGGUAGGUCAUAUUAUUGUAUUGUUGUAUUUAUGUACUAAUGAUUCUCUAAUGGUUUUAGAAUUAUAUUAAGAAUUUAAUAUAUAUUAAUAUUUUAAUUCUCUCUUAGAAUUU
Messenger RNA from Stegodyphus dumicola, 4099 nucleotides. RefSeq names its product frizzled-5-like. NCBI's taxonomy places the organism in Eukaryota, Metazoa, Arthropoda, Arachnida, Araneae, Eresidae. Gene Ontology annotation, cellular component: plasma membrane. The record is from RefSeq and is a predicted model, not a curated record. Gene Ontology annotation, biological process: non-canonical Wnt signaling pathway; canonical Wnt signaling pathway. Gene Ontology annotation, molecular function: Wnt receptor activity; Wnt-protein binding.